CGCACACACACACACAAAACACACAGAAACACACAGAAACACAGUCUCCAACCAAGCACGAUGCCUUCUCCGAUCCCUAUAACCCGCCUGCUGCCUAACCAGUCCCUGGACCUCGGGACCUGUAGCAGCCCGCUGGCCAAAUACGCCUUCGGCAACACCUUACAAGUCCCCGCUCAGCGGCCCCACGGCAAAGUUGCCAGCCGGCUCUGGUCCACUGUGAUCCACUGGAAGGAGCUGCGCUCCGUGGAGCCUGUGGGCUCCGGAGGCUUCGGCUCCGUCUACAAGGCGGAGUACCUCGGGGACACCGUCGCGCUGAAGAGGGUCAAGAAGUGCGCCAAGAACAAGCUGGCGUCCCGGCAGAGCUUCUGGGCCGAGCUGAACGCGGCACACCUGCGCCAGGGCAACAUUGUGCGCGUCAUCGCGGCGACCACCUGCGUGCCGGUGGGUUUUGGAGAUGAAAGCAGCAUCGGGACGAUACUGAUGGAGUUCGUGGGGAACAGAAAUCUGCAGCAGAUCAUUUACGGAUGCGCGGAGCCGCUGGGGGAGGACCGGUGGCUCAGGUACUCCGCAGACAUUGCACGCGGUUUGCGCUUUCUGCACUCCCACAGCGUUGUGCAUCUGGACAUAAAGCCAGCCAACGUGUUGGUGUCCAGCGAAGACGUGUGCAAAAUCUGCGAUUUCGGGUGUUCCGUGAAGCUGGACCACGGGUGCGAGGAGAGCGCUAUCAGCCCCCACGUGAGCCACGUAGGCGGCACGUACACGCACAGAGCCCCGGAGCUACUGAAAGGCGAGGGGCUGUCUCCCAAAGCGGACAUCUUCUCUUUCGGGAUCACCUGGUGGCAGCUGAUCACCAGGGAGCAGCCGUACACCGGCGACAGGCAGCACGUGCUCUACGCGGUGGUGGCGCACAACCUGCGGCCGUCCGUCCAGGACCAACCGGUGUUUGGGACCGAGCGGGGGCGGCUGUGUAGGACUCUGCUGGGCCGGUGCUGGAGCGGAGACGGCCGCUGCAGACCCAGCGCCCAGGAGCUGCUGCCUCGCCUGGAGCAGCUGCGCUCCGACGUAUGACUUUAUUAUUUUUAUGUAACUGGUGCACAGAUGUGCGUUUCAUAAAAAAAUGGGACAUGUUUUAGGAGCAUUUUAGAAGGCAUGUGUCAGUAGCUUACAGGAGGAAGCGUGGACUACCCAUUUUCUUAUGGUCACCAUAGGCUAAUGCCGAACCUGGUUUAAAAAAGCAAACAAUUAAGUGCCUUCUUAUUUUAUGGCGAAAAUAGAAUGUAACUCCUAACUUUAAUCCCUAGACUACCAUAAGAUGAUAUAAUGGUUCAGUUCGGCACAUGCAGAACCCACGACAAAACACUUGUAAUAGAAAACCGCUUUUCCAACCCUCACUCCUUCUGGGUUCAUGCAUUUUGGUUGCAUACUAGUCUCAAGUAAAAUGUAUUGUGCACCAGCGUUGGUUAUUGUGUGCCUAAUUGAAGUGGCUCAUAAUGAUGAAGAAUAGACACUGUACAGUUGUUUUCUUAGCAGUAUGGUGCAAUUGUGUCGCAAAGAAAGGCAUCUUUAAAAAUGUCCUAUAUUUGAGUGGAAUUUGGUGCAAAGUCUCUACACCGCUACAGGUAAAACUAUUCAUGUUUUCUCACUUUUAGUUUUAAAGUAUCACUUAAUACAAGACAGCCUACAGACAGGCUAAUGUAUUUGCACAUUUCUUCCAAUGCAGAUUUGCUAUUAGUGUUGAAAAAAAGGCAGAUACUCAUUUUAGUAUGAAGAAAACAAACUUUGACUUACGGAGUUGGAUGGAUAGAUGUAGUUAUUUCAACUCAAUGGCAGAAGAUCUUUUAACCCCCCCCCCCCACUAGAUUUACUGUUGGUUAAAGUGUACACGUUGCCAUCACACUUUAUUACAGGUCCCUCUAAAUAAAAAACAGUUUUAAAGUUUUACUCCUGCACUGAUGACCCAUCAUUGUCGUUUCAUUUGACAACUCAAAAACCAUCCACACGUCAUUUACUGUCAGAGUUCUAACAGACUUUGUUUUAGCCAUUUUUCUUAAGCUAUGGAAUCAAAAAUGUUUUGUGAAUAGAGUUUUUAUUUGCCACGAUGAGAUUUGUAAUGUGAGAUUUAAGCGUGAUAGGUUCAUUAAAAUGAUUUUUAUACAAUGUA
Messenger RNA from Perca fluviatilis (European perch), 2161 nucleotides. It is a transcript of the gene mos, whose product is annotated as v-mos Moloney murine sarcoma viral oncogene homolog. Gene Ontology annotation, molecular function: protein kinase activity; ATP binding. The record is from RefSeq and is a predicted model, not a curated record. NCBI's taxonomy places the organism in Eukaryota, Metazoa, Chordata, Actinopteri, Perciformes, Percidae. Gene Ontology annotation, biological process: protein phosphorylation; negative regulation of metaphase/anaphase transition of meiotic cell cycle; positive regulation of MAPK cascade. The coding region runs from base 61 to 1068 and encodes 335 amino acids. Gene Ontology annotation, cellular component: cytoplasm. The transcript has a single exon.